CAUGUAGUUGAGCCGUGAUGGACAAGGCAGACAGCUCAAGACAAGUUUCAAAAUGGAAAACUCUGGACAGGGGCAUACUUUCCGUUAUCUUCCGCAAGCUAAACGUAGAGGACCUUACCAUGGGAGCGUCAGGCGUCUGCAUCUCCUGGUUCCUUGCCGCCCACAAUAAAAGUCUAUGGAACACUGUUGACCUUGAUAAGUUCCGACAAACAGAUAAAGACCUAAGACUUAAUGAACUAAGAUAUAGGAUUGCUUUUACGGAAAACUUCAAGAAUUCUGACAUUAGUGAAACAAGCAGAAGUCUUAGGAAUAUCACCAAGUUUAGCCGCAGUGUCCCGGUGAAUUUGGUCUUUGGCUGUUGUUCCUCUUUAGAUGACGAAAUUCUCAUGUUCGCUGCUGCCAGCAUGCCAAACAUAGAGAAACUUGUUUUACCGCGCUGGUGCUACCUAUCCAAGAAUUCAUUUGGGUUUGCGUUCAGUAAAUGGAAGAAUCUGAAGACAUUGAUUAUCGCUCAUGAUGACCCUCUCACAGAGAAUUUAGAGUUUCAAGUAGUGGGAGAGAACUGUAGUAAUCUCACAAACUUAAAAUAUUUGGGUGGUUUAGGAAAAGAGACUGCUGAGGAAAUCGUGCGUUACUUCAAGAACAUCAAGAGGCUGAGUUUGCAAUGCGCUUAUGUCAGCAGACCAGGAGUUUUGUUGCUAAUUACAGGCCUCCAAAACCUUGCGAUCCUUAAUGUUUCACAUUGUAAAGAGUUUGAUGACGAGACGGUAACUAUGGACAAUAUUGUACAAGCCGCCACUCAGAAGAGUGUCAAAUUUAUACUUUGUUCAAACAAUUGUACUUGCAGAAACAAGCGAUGGUUGGAAGGGCUCGGGACGUAUGGUUCUGAGAGUUGGCGAAAUGAUGAGAUAAAGGAACUUGAGUUCUGAACUUCAAAAAAAUAUAUAAAUCGAUGGGACUCCUCCUCGGCUUCUAUUCUAUCCGACAUUAUCCGUUUCUUGAAGUCUAUUUAGGUUCUCUUCACUUAACGUGUAAUGUUUUUGUUUUUAUUUGCCUUAUUUCUAUAUAUGCUAUAUGAUGUUCAACAACAACCAAAUAUCUUCCAAAAUGGUAUAAAUUCUAACAUUUGUACCAAAAAUGUUUUUCAAAGUUCUUUAUCAAAUUAUCUUGUGAUUUCUUAGUAAACAUUUUUUUUUUAAUUUCUUAGUAAACAUUACAUUUACAUAUGUAGCUCUUAGCCGUGCGAACAAAAAUUUUAUACAUAAGCGAUAAACAAAAUUUAUGCCCUUAUAUAGAAACAAAAUAUCUCAGAAAUAUCAUUGUUACAAAAAAACACUAGAAACAAAAAAUAAUACUUUUAACAUUUUUUCUUCAUUUUUUCCUAUAAACACUCAUUGACAAGACUUUAAAAAUUAUUAUUGCUUAAAAUUUUAUU
Molecule: messenger RNA, 1435 nt
Organism: Brassica napus (rape)
Lineage: Eukaryota; Viridiplantae; Streptophyta; Magnoliopsida; Brassicales; Brassicaceae
Product: putative F-box protein At4g11580
Exons: 2
Coding region: 18-929 (303 amino acids)
Molecular function (GO): protein binding
Source: RefSeq, a predicted model, not a curated record